AUGCUUGAUAAUGCGAACAGUGGAUGUCCUGAGCGUCACUGGUUUAAUUGUUCACGAACUACCACGACUCAACAUCGACAUUGCUGGUCUCAGUGGAGGGUGGGUGAUACCCUAAUAGAUAUUGUGUCGGUUACACAUUCUACUAGUCAGGAAAACCCAAAGAUGGGAGUCACUUUUCGGGUGUUGGCUUCAUUGGUUGGGAAUUACAUUGCAUCCAAACCGGGAAAUUUACUGACAGGUCAUUGCGACCGUAUUAUUACUCUGUACCUUUCAAUACAUAAUAAGCAACAAGUUGUUCUCUUCAGCACGUAUGCUCUAACUGUACAAAUUGACCCCAUGGAAAAGGAUAAAGAGAACUGCUCAUCGAGCACACCUCAAUCACUCAUCUUGCCCAGCAAGAAGCAUGCAGCAAACAUCAACGGAAACUUCGAGAAAUCAAAAGCAGGUGAUGGAUCAAUCUAG
Loa loa (African eye worm) is the source of this 462-nucleotide messenger RNA. RefSeq lists its product as hypothetical. The coding region runs from base 1 to 462 and encodes 153 amino acids. The transcript has a single exon. The record is from RefSeq and is a predicted model, not a curated record. NCBI's taxonomy places the organism in Eukaryota, Metazoa, Nematoda, Chromadorea, Rhabditida, Onchocercidae.